Lineus longissimus is the source of this 847-nucleotide messenger RNA. RefSeq names its product chymotrypsinogen A-like. Gene Ontology annotation, molecular function: serine-type endopeptidase activity. The transcript has 7 exons. Gene Ontology annotation, biological process: proteolysis. The record is from RefSeq and is a predicted model, not a curated record. The coding region runs from base 1 to 825 and encodes 274 amino acids. Lineage: Eukaryota; Metazoa; Nemertea; Pilidiophora; Heteronemertea; Lineidae.
AUGGCUUGGACUACAGCAAUCACGCUGGCCUGUUUGGCUGCCAUCGCAAAUGGGUGUGGCCUACCUACCUAUGCGCCCGAUCUUUCCGUCACCCGUAUCGUUGGAGGGAAAGAGGCUAACCCAAACAGUUGGCCAUGGCAGGUUGCCCUGUAUUACAAUGGUCAGCAGGUAUGCGGCGGCUCCCUCAUCGAUGAAGAAUGGGUAGUGACUGCUGCCCAUUGCUUUGCCGGUGGCUCAACCAGCAGCUGGUUGGUCUAUGCGGGAAAGCAUAAACUGACAAGGUCCGAAGCUACACAGCAGAAUCUUCGUGUAGCCGCAAUAUACACGCAUGGUAGCUACAACUCCAACACAAUGCAUAAUGACAUUGCCUUGAUCAAGCUGUCCACCAAGGCGACCUUCAACAGUGCUGUAAGUGCAGUGUGCCUUCCAUCCAAGACCCAGUACUUCGGCACCGGCAGGACAUGCUAUGCCACGGGAUGGGGUGAAACUAGUGCACAGGGUUUAAAGAGGGUCGAGAAGGCCGCCAGUACCACUCUCCAGCAGGUGGCUGUCCCCAUCAUCUCUUCCUCAACAUGCGGCUCGUCCCGUUACUACGGCAGUGACUACUCCUCCAGCUACAUGAUCUGUGCCGGAUAUAGCAAUGGCGGUAUGGACUCAUGCCAGGGAGACAGCGGUGGUCCUUUAGUCACAUCAGUUAGCGGAAGAUGGUACCUGGCAGGUGUUACAAGUUGGGGAAUAGGAUGCGCCAAGGCGAGGUCCCCCGGUGUCUACACUCGUGUCACUGGCCAAGUCGAUUGGAUCAACUACGUCAUGCAGAAUUAUUAAAUGUUAUUUCAGCUUCAGGAAG